Scleropages formosus (Asian bonytongue) is the source of this 3039-nucleotide messenger RNA. RefSeq names its product histone PARylation factor 1 (gene hpf1). Gene Ontology annotation, cellular component: nucleus. Gene Ontology annotation, molecular function: histone binding; poly-ADP-D-ribose binding. The record is from RefSeq and is a predicted model, not a curated record. Bases 447 to 2039 code for a protein of 530 amino acids. The transcript has 10 exons. Lineage: Eukaryota; Metazoa; Chordata; Actinopteri; Osteoglossiformes; Osteoglossidae. Gene Ontology annotation, biological process: regulation of protein ADP-ribosylation; DNA damage response.
GCGAGUGCCAACAGACGCACCCUUGCAUCAUAGGACGCGGAGGUGACACAAGCGUUGCUUUCUGUGCCGGGACGUGAUCGCAGAGGGGAGGAACGCAGUGGGGACAUUUCGCAGGCGUGAAGCAGCGCGUCGAACUCGGUCAGCGGAACAUGAGACCCGGCGGUGGUGAAUGAGCCUGAACGCGGCCGAACGCGGCCCUGCGUGCUCCGCCCUCCCAAGCGCUUCAUGUGCGCCACUGCUGUGCUCAGCUGCACAUGAUGGGAAGCGGGAUCCUGCAGGAGCCCCAAGCGGCCAGAGGAAGAAGAUGCUUUCGUAGGCCGUAACCAGACUGUCGAAUUUAAUGCUGGCAGAUACAGGAUGUCAAUGAAGAGACGAAGACUUGGCCAGGUCAAACACAACUCGUGCAGCAUGUUCUGUCUCGGACCUGCAGACACUUUAUUGCCGGGAUGCAGCGCGGCUGCCGGUCCAGGUCCGAAGCAGCGGCAAGCGGCCCAGCGGCGGCCUUUGCGAAGAGACACUUGGAAGAUGCAGAGAAAGGCGCGUGGGCUCGGUGCCCACGUCGCCCAGGUUCGCGUCAGCGGCGCGGCGACCGAGGCCCCGAGGGUCCGGCGAACGUAGCCCAGCCGCACGGACGCGGCGGCUGCGCCGGGGGAUCGCUUCCGGCGGCCACCUCCGACGGGCCGCGCUCCUUGCGACGCGGGACCGAGUUACCCGCUGCGUCGCCCCGGCACGUUCCCCGAGUUACUUGUUUUUACCUGCAUUCCUCCUUCCUUGUGUUACCUGCUACGGUUCAUCCCCCCGUUCGUCUCGAGCCCCACCGCCCUCUGCCCUUUGCCACAUGGUUGUUGGGGCGCGCCCUAUCUUGCGCCUCUCGCCGCGACACUCCGGGCCGCCAGAUGGCGCCGUGCCGCGCCGAUGACCCCUCUCCUGCUCGCGUGCCCUCUGUCCUCCGCGUGCGGGACGGCGCGCCGCUCGCGCACACCCGAAGAAGGAGCGAAAAUGUCAGGACGCGGGAAAAGGAAAAGCAGGGCUGCGACGCCAAGAGGCCCCAGGUGGCGCCGCUGAGCUCCGUUCCCGGCGACGCUCUGGCCCAGGACGUGGAGAGGCUCUACAGGCUGCGCAUGCCGCCCGACUUCUACCACCUCUGGGAGUUCUGUGGGCGCCGGAACCCGCAGAGUCCACAGGACGCUCUCGGGGAGGCAGGCCUGCGCCUUGUCGGACCCUAUGACAUUCUGGCGGGGAGACAUCGCUCGGCCCAGAACCGCGAACCCAACUAUUUCCUGCACUGGCGCUACUUCUAUGACCCGCCGGAGCUCCAGACCGUCCUGGUGGUGUUGGGCGAGAGCCAGCAGCACCUGGGAUAUUACAGGGACAGUCCCGACGACCUGCCGGCGUUCAUCGGGGAGAACGAGGCUGCGAAGGGCUGCCAGAUCACCCAGAUGGGGGACAACGUGUUCGCCGCCGUCCUGCUCCUGCUGGAGAGGAGGAGGAGGAGGAGGAGGAGGAGGAGGGAGCCGGCGGGACGCAAACACAACGCCUCAUUGCUGCCCCUGGAGGAGGAGCUGAGAACUGCAGCCAAGGCGCUCGGCUACUCGCUGGAGCAGAAGAGCAAAGGCAUGAAGCUGCGCGCCAAGAAGGUGGUGGCCCCGACGUUCCAUGGAGCCGGCAUCGUGGUUCCCGUGGACAAGAACGACGUUGGCUACCGGGAGCUGCCGGAAACAGACGCGGCUCUCAAGAGGAUCUGCCAGAGCAUCGUGGACGCCGGCGACGACGCAGAGCGACUCAAGGCCUUUGCGCCCCUGCAGGAGAUGACGACGCUGGUGCAGUUCGCCAACGACGAGUGCGACUACGGCAUGGGCUACGAGCUCGGCGUCGACCUCUUCUGCUUUGGCUCGCACUACUUGUACAAGGUGGUGCUCCAGCUCCUGCCCCUGGCCUACAGUCUGCUCAAGCGCUCUCUCUUCGGCGAGAUCCUGGAGGCGCACCUGUCCAGCCGCAGUCGGGACACGGUGGACCAGCUGGAGCAGCUCUGCAGCUGAGUGGGAGUGGCACCGGGCUCUUCCUCAGCUGUUGGUCUCUCCCUUGCUCUGUGUGCGUGUGCGUGUGCGUGUGCGUGUGCGUGUGUGUGUGUGUGGUGGGGCGAUGGGGCGACGUGUCUGGUGCUAAAGGUGACAUGUACUAGUGGAUGUGUCAUAAAAUAAAGUUUAUUUUUCAUGGACGCCUCUGGAUCGGAGUAGCAGCCCCACUGACGUUACCCUUCGCGCUCAUGCGAGUGUCCCGGCGUCGCUCCCGGGGACGGCUUGUCCCGCGAGGGUGCGAGACAUCCCCGGUCCGUCCCGGGUCACGAUCCUUUACACGGAGUAUGCAAAUGGGGCCGCGCAGCGCGUUGACGCACACACCGAUAGAGAGCGAGCGAGAAACUGCAGUGGCCUCCAGAGCAAGGAGUGCGGACGACCGGCUGUGUGUCCUCAGCGAAAGUACGAGGAAGGGGUCGUACUCAAAUUACUGCUUCGUUGUUGUACGUUGCUGUGAGGAACAGCAUGAGAUAAACAAAUGAGUGUUAACAAAAAGCAUUUUUCUGAUGCUUCUCUCCACAGCAUUUCAGCGUUCAGUUGCGCACACUCAUUUACCUGUUCUUACUUUACCGUCGAUUCGGGGUAAGUACUUGAUAAGGGGAACUACAGCAGGAGGUGGGAUUCGAUCCCAGGUCCUUUGAGUGCAAGGUGACGGUGCUGAACACCUCCACAUGCAGCUUUCCCGGAGCUCAUAUUGAUAGCGGGCAAUAUCGCGUGUUUGUCAGCCAAGCAUUCUGAAAACAAUAUUUCUCUCAGUGCCCAGCCUUGGGGUCAUGGUGGGGUUAGUCCUUUUGGGUUAGGGUUAGGGCUCUCUGGCCUCACAGCCCACAGCCCUGCUGUUAUAGGAUCCUUUCCGGAGCCCGGGGGCCAGCGGGUGCCGAAGUGGUCACAGCUGUUGGCUUGGACUAGGAGGACCUGAGUUUAAAGCACACCUCCUCCUGCAGCACACUUGAUCAAGAUACUU